Psylliodes chrysocephalus is the source of this 2763-nucleotide messenger RNA. The record is from the annotation of a GenBank genome assembly. NCBI's taxonomy places the organism in Eukaryota, Metazoa, Arthropoda, Insecta, Coleoptera, Chrysomelidae.
CUGAAACGUCAAAUUAGUCACCAAACAAUCACCGUAAUGUCAGUGCACCUUGUAUGAAAUUGUAUGAUUUUUGUUUAAUAUUGUGGAAAUGGAAGGAUCUCUAAGCAAAUGGACUAAUGUUAUGAAAGGAUGGCAAUACAGAUGGUUUGUCUUGGAUGAUAAUUCUGGUCUACUAUCAUAUUACACGUCAAAAGAAAAAAUGAUGCGUGGCGUUCGGAGAGGGUGUGUUCGUUUAAAAGGGGCAGUGAUCGGUAUCGAUGACGAGGACGAUAGUACGUUUACGGUUACCGUUGACCACAAGACCUUCCAUUUUCAAGCAAGAGAUGCCGAAGAAAGGCAAAAAUGGGUUCACGCUCUAGAAGAAACUAUUAUUAGGCACGGGAACAGGUUGAGGUACGAAACUCACCAUCCUUCGCCUACCAUCAGAGAUUUUGAUAAUAGAGUAUCUGAAGCAGAUGCAUAUCUACAACUUAUGAUAGACCAAACUAGGAAAUUAGAAGACAGGAUAAUUACGAUAACAGAUCCUGAUGAAGCAGUAAAAUGUCAGUUGAUAUUAGACCACGCAAAUAUAAUGUUGGAUAACAUUAAGCACUCGAUAGUAUUGUUACAAAUAGCCAAGAAUACGGCGCAUCCCGUGAAUGGUAUUUAUCACCAGAGACCUGGCACUUCAACGACCAACGUUACCUCGACAGGGCUCGAACCUGUACCCGGAGAUGCAGUGGUUCAACCGGGCAUCGAGUUAGGUUCAGAAUGUCUUGAAAAUGCGAGGAGGCACAGCAGGACUAUCAAUAAUCCGACAGCUCUGGUGGUACCAGAUAUGUCGUAUUCGAGUUCGGAGGGAGAAGACGAUUUUUAUGAUGCCAAUGAUUCCCCUUUCUCUGCCGGUAGCCAGCUUCCUUCACCUGCUAGUAUAAGGUCUUUCGCCGAAGAUGCCCAGACUCCCGUUACUGUUAAUAAAUCAAGUAAUAUACUAAAUAGCAGACAAGAUAGUGUAAGAUCUAGGACGACAAAUUUUGAAGAUCUUGAUUAUGAUGCUCUAUAUGAAGAGAGUGACGACAACACAUUAGAAUUAGAAAUCCAUGGUUCAGUUAUUAGACACCUGUUAUCACAGGUUAAAAUAGGAAUGGAUCUGACAAAAGUAGUCUUGCCAACGUUUAUUUUAGAAAGGAGAUCGUUAUUAGAAAUGUAUGCAGAUUAUUUUGCACAUCCUGACAUGUUUAUUAAAAUUCCCGAUAUCAAAGAUCCUAGAGAACGCAUGGUUCAAGUAGUCCGGUGGUAUCUUUCCUCCUACCAUGCAGGCAGAAAAAGUACAGUUGCCAAAAAACCUUACAAUCCCAUACUCGGCGAAGUAUUUCGAUGUCAUUGGGAUGUACCAAAUUCCAAUAAUGGCUCGGAUGACAGCACGGUAGACGAUGGACCUGUACCGUGGUGCAAAAGAUCUCAGCUUACGUUCGUUGCUGAGCAGGUCUCUCAUCAUCCUCCUAUCUCUGCAUUUUACGCAGAACACUACAACAAACGGAUUAGUUUUAACGCGCAUGUAUACACGAAGUCGAAAUUCCUCGGUCUAUCGAUAUGCGUCUAUAACAUUGGUCAAGGAAUUGUGCACGUUAUCGACUACGACGAAGAGUACAUAUUAACAUUCCCAAAUGGAUACGGAAGAUCCAUUCUCACCAUACCAUGGAUAGAAUUGGGCGGCACUGUAACCAUAAAUUGUCCAAAAACGGGCUAUAAUUGUAAUAUAGAAUUUAUCACGAAACCGUUCUAUGGUAACAAGAAAAACAAAAUAAGCGCCGAGAUUUUCGGACCGGAUGAGAAGAAACCAUUUUUAUCUGUGUCCGGGGAGUGGAGUGGUGUAAUGGAAUAUAAAUGGACUGAAAGAGAGACUGAGGAACAGAUAGACGUAAACCAAUUAAAUAUAAUAAAAAAGCAAGUGAAGCCAAUCAGUCAGCAAGAAGAGAACGAAUCCCGUCGACUUUGGAAAGAGGUAACAGCGGGUCUGAAAUUCAAUGAAAUUGACAGAGCGACGGCGGCCAAGCAAUCUCUUGAACAGAAACAGAGGGACGAAGCAAAGGAUCGAAAAGACACUGGUCAAGAUUGGCCUACAAAGCUGUUUUACAAAACCGGGGAAGACACCUAUUCAUACAUAAAACCUCUACGGCAAAGGUUACCAUGCUGCGGUCAAGCAACGAACACUUGAGAAUACGAGACGUCUCGUAUAUGUUACGAUUAAUAUUAAGCUUUUCUAAACUUUCUUUGAAUCCCACUUUCGCCUGAGUUAUUUGUUAGUGAACUGUGAUAUAUAUCAACAUGAAAGAUGUAUUUUUAGGGAUUGAUUGAGGUAGUUUAUUCGAAAGCCGUUGUUCAGAUUCGAAAUAUUCAUAGGGUUUUUCAUCAAAUACAAUUUUUCGAAUGAGAGCAAUUAUUAUGGAAAAAUACAGAUAUCUACAUUUUAAUAAAUAUAAGAAUAGGCGAUAAUUAUUAUUGAAUAUGUUGAGUUUUUAAAAUAUAUGGUGGUAUAGAGGCUUAUUCAACGAAAAAGUGAAAAUAAAAUAAGAGUUUAAAAAGAAAUUAAUUAUUUUAUUGAGUUAUAGGUAUUAUAAAAUAUUCUAAAAUGCAAUUGUAAUGUUGAUAGUUACUCGGCGGAUUAUUUAAAUGUACAAGCGUCAGUUUCGGUAAAUGGGUUGAGUAUGAAGAGAUCUUACAUUAUUUAACAAUUCAGGAGAAACACUUGACAACUCGUUCCUUAUUUUUAGUUUGUAAUUA